Molecule: messenger RNA, 486 nt
Organism: Micromonas pusilla CCMP1545
Lineage: Eukaryota; Viridiplantae; Chlorophyta; Mamiellophyceae; Mamiellales; Mamiellaceae
Exons: 1
Source: RefSeq, a predicted model, not a curated record
CUCGUGCGCGUGGACGAACGCCGCGCGGUGCAGUGGACGAUCCUCAUCACCGGGCCCGAGGACACGCCGUACGACUGCGGCGCGUUUCUCUUCGACGCGUUCUUCCCGUCGUCGUACCCGACCUCCGCGCCGCUGGUGAAGUUCCGAACCACCGGCGGCGGCCGCGUGCGGUUCAACCCGAAUCUCUACAAGGACGGCAAAGUCUGCCUCUCGCUCCUGGGGACGUGGUCCGGCGCGAAGGGCGAGACGUGGGACGCCGCGAGCAGCACGAUGCUCCAAGUCAUCGUGUCGAUACAGUCCUUGAUCCUGUGCGCGCAGCCGUACUUCAACGAGCCGGGGUACGAGCGCACGAUCGGCACGCCGGAGGGCGACCGGCAGUCGAGUCAGUACAACGCGGCGAUUCGCGAGCACGCGUUACGAUGCGCGAUGAUCGAUCAGCUGAAAAAGCCGCCCGCGCCGUUCGCGGAGGCGAUACGCGCGCACUUC